UUUGUUUGCAAUGAAAUAUUUUUUGAGUGGUUGUCAUACAAGUGAGAGGUGUUUAGCUUGAAUUCCUCUGCCAGCUGACCAAACUUGUCUGCAGCAGUUCAAGCUCCCCCCAUCUUUCUACUGUGGAUAUUUUUCUGUCCCCUCAGCAGAGCAGGGAAUUGAACCUGGGUCUCCCUGGUUGUGAGCUAAUACCCUAGCCACUGGACAAUUCUUCCUCUCCUGCAGGCCAGCAGAGUAGUUCAGUCUCCAUAGUCCAUUUUGAUGAUGGUAACUAGGGAGCUAAUUAAUGCCGGGGGAUGGAGGGGGGUUGCUUUGUGAUGCAGAUACUUGUCAACUAGGUGCUGCAUUGGCACCUGCCAAAAGUGUCCCACAGGCUACUGAGCAGUUAUCAAAGAGUGACAACUUUCAGACACCUCCACUCUGGGCUGUGGAGGUAAUCAGCCCUGUCUGCUCUCCUGAGCCAUCCAAUCUCCUGAUUUUUGGAGCUGGGCUGUGAGGGAGCUUUUGGUGCUGUUUGUGUGUAGUAGAAGAGAGGUACUGAGGAGCUGUUUGGUUCCCGGUUUGAGUGACUCAGCCUCCAGGCUGGCCCACAAAACUCCCUCCUCUUGCUGGGCCUGCAGCCAUGGAAACGGCAAGAGUCCCUUUCAGAACACAGCUCUGAGAAGGGAGAGGGAGCACAAAGGGAGACAGCCAGCAAGGGCUUGUGCUUAGCACAAGGGUCGCUGGGGUUUUCCUCUUCCAGCCUUUGCCCUGCGCUGAUCGUCUUGUCUCUCUAUGAUCAGUGGGGUGGACGUGGCUCAAGAGGAAUGAGCUCUAGCACAAUCGCUCUGGCCCCUGUGGCCAAGAAUGUGAUGGUAUAUCGCAAUGGGGACUCCUUCUUCCACGGAAGGAAGUUUGUGGUGAACCAGCGCCAGUUCCUGACCUUUGAAGCAUUUCUGAAUGAGGUGACCAGCACCAUUCAUGCCUCUGUGGCUGUGAGGAACAUCUACACCCCCAGGCAGGGCCACCGGGUCACUGAGCUAGAGGAGCUGCAAAAUGGAUGCCCGUAUGUGGCAGCUGGCUUUGAGCGGUUCAAAAAGCUAGACUAUUUAAACCCUGGAAUGAAGCAGCUCAGUGGGAGCAGGAAAAAAAAUGGCAUGCAGAUCCGCCCCGUUGUUCCCCAGAAGCUGAACAUGGCAGCGCGAUGGCAGAAGAAUGUCCAGCUGCCCUGCAUUAUACAUGUUUUCCGGAAUGGGGAUUUGCUGAGCCCCCCUUUCCGACUGCUGCUCUCCAAGAGCACCCUGCAGGAGUGGGAUGCCACCCUGGGCCUGCUGACGGAGAAAGCCAACCUGCGCAGUGGAGCUGUUCGAAAACUCUGCCGGCUGGAUGGAGCCCCAGUCUCCAGUGGCAAGGAGUUGGUGAACGGUGAAUACUAUGUGGCGAUAGGGGCAGAGAAGUACAAAAAUCUGCCCUACUUUGAACUGCUGGUGCCUGAGAAUUCUAUGCACCGGGCAUUACGGAACCAUCCAAAUAACAGACGCAGGAUCCACAAUCACGGGUUUGGUAAAAGCUAUGCCACUUCCCAGGAUGGAGCUAGCGAUUCUGCCCUCAUUGAUCCACUUCAGCAGCCAGACUAUCGCAGGGUGCAGUCCACAGGAAAUGAAGAGAAAGACAAGACCCCCGUUCCUUCUCCAGCAGUGUGCAGACAAGCCAGAAAAUAUCCACGCAAAGAGGAAGAGUCUGUUUUCCAUGUUAAGCCUGUCCGUGCAGGGCAAAACAGGAAGAAUAGCAGGAACAUGCAACACUGGCCUGACCGAGAAGAGGGAAGUGUCUAUAAAGUGAAAGACCCGAGGAAGGAGAUGCAAGGUGCCCGGGAAGUUGUGGAGGAUGAAUACACGAAGAUAGAGCUACCUGUUGAUCAGAGAGCUGCAGAGACUGUGGAAGAAGUUAUACCAAAAAGCAAAAUGACUCCUCACAGCAAGGUUGGGAGCACUGACAGAUCGCGGAAGGCCUUGACAAUGCGAAAUUACGGCAGUGAUUCGGAGGAGGAAGAGAACUGAAAGAGCCAUUUCUCUGACCAUGUGAAGCUCCAAAGAGUUUAUGAAGUGACUGUGAUGAAAUGGAGACCAAGUUAGCUUUACUCUCUCUGCAGUGGUGGGUAACAUAAGCACCUUGAUCAAAUCCAAGGAUUUUUAAAAAUGCUUGUUUUAAACAAUAAGAAUGCCUUCAUUUUCUGAAAAAAAAAAAAAAAAAAAGAGUACUUGUGGCACCUUAGAGGUGCCACAAGUACUCCUUUUCUUUUUGCGAAUACAGACUAACACAGCUGCUACUCUGAAACCCUUCAUUUUCUGGGCUUUGUAAAGCAGGCUUCAGCUGAACAAUGAGUCAGACACAUUCAUAAUAUAUUUUU
Molecule: messenger RNA, 2389 nt
Organism: Dermochelys coriacea (leatherback sea turtle)
Lineage: Eukaryota; Metazoa; Chordata; Testudines; Dermochelyidae
Gene: DCDC2B
Product: doublecortin domain containing 2B
Exons: 11
Coding region: 807-2039 (410 amino acids)
Biological process (GO): intracellular signal transduction
Cellular component (GO): microtubule; microtubule organizing center
Source: RefSeq, a predicted model, not a curated record